UGUCUCUAUUCCUUUACUUUUUUACAGCAUCUAUAUUCUCAUUAACCAAAUAUGACACAUAGAUGUACUAUUUGAUCAAAUUGCUAAAAAGAAAUUGUCCUAACUAGUCCAACUUGUUUGGUGAGGAAAAAAAGACCAAGGAAUUAACUUACUUAUGGGCUUACUCAUAUGUCUAUAAGCAUCUUGCCUCUAACAACUUGUUUGUGUUUAUCUCAUAGUUCAUAGUUACGCAAAAUGUCCGAACGAGGAAAAUUGUUGCUCCAACCUGGUUUUCUUGCAACUCAUGUCAAAACAGAUUAUGAGAGGAAAAAAAAUGAGUGGAUAAAGAGGAACAAUGAGAUACAUAAAUCUCAUGGGGUGAAGAGUAAUGCAACUCCUUUUAUGGAUGAUGAUGACAAUGAGUCAGUUUCUUUUGAGUAGGAGGCCAUAGAGAUGCCAUCAGGCCGUCGAAAUGUUAGAGGCCAUAGAGAUACACCAUCUCCAACCCAAGGGUUAACCUCAUCUCCACAUACACCAUCUCCCCCUCAAAAUGUUACACCAUCUCCAACCCAAGGGUUAACCUCAUCUCCACCCCAAGGGUUAACCCCAUCUCCACAUACACCAACUCCCCAUCAAAGUGGUACACUAUCUCCACCUGAAGGGUUAACCUCAUCUCCACCCCAAGGGUUAACCUCAUCCGCACCCAAUAUCAUGGCACAAUCUGAUCAAGUGAGUGGCGCAGGUCCAUCAUCCUCAAAGCGUGUGCGGGGACCUACUGUUGGCAAAAGUUUAGAUAAAUUCAUAGCACACCACGAAGGAAAAAAGCUCCUUGUUACUGUCCUAGAGGAGAUGAAGCCAUUUUGUGGGGUGAAUGCCACCAUGGCAGCAACUGAUCUUGGGGUACAGAUUAAGAGGUUUUGCCCUACUCAAGGCUUUGCCCAUUCAUGGAAGUCUGUGGACCCAAUGGCUAAAAAAGCCAUCCUGCAAUCUAAUCGAGACAAGUUUGACAUCGUAGAUGGAACAGAGGGAAAUUCACUGGCUGAUGCUGUAACUGACAAAAAGGCCUCCCUUUUGUAUAAAGAUUGGAAAUGUAACAUGAGGCAUCAUUAUAGAAAACUUAGGAAAGCAAAAGUGGACCCAUAUAGUAGUCCAUAUCCAGGGAUGCUUAUGGAUGAUUGGAAGUACUUAAUCGACAAAGUAUUCAAAGAUCCAAAAAUUUGGAAGCGCUGCGUAGCUGGAAAAAAAAACAGGAAAAAACUCCCGUAUAAUCACACUAUGGGGUCCAAAUCUUUUCCUGCUGCGAUGUCCAUUGAGGCUGAAGGACAUGAUAAUGAACUUCUCGAUUUCUGUGAAUUCUUCAAAAAAUCACAUACGCUGAAGAAGACACAAUAGUGGAUCAAACCUACUUGUGCAGUGCUACAUGUAUCGAUGGAAAAAGCGCGAGACGAGGCAUUGGAGUCUGGAGUCUCGUUGACACAUGAGGAGCUUUCAACAAAGGUGUUGGGAAAAGGAAAGAAUCCUAAAUACCUUAGAGGACUUGGGGUUGGCCCAACACCCACUUCCUUAUCUUUCAAAUCACAUCUUGAGUCACGAGCACAUUCAGAGUUGCUGAGUAUCAUAUCUGAAAUGGAGUUACUUCGUGAGGAACAACAGUGAGAGCGAGAGGUGUAUCAGCGUGAGCGAGAGGAGUGAGAAAGAGAGCGCCAAGAAGAGCGAGAUCGCUUUGCUAGGCUUGAAAGCCUUGUCACAAAAUUCCUGGACACUAGUGGAACUCCUUGAUAUGAGAUCAGUCAAUGGAUGCUUUUUGUAAAUGAAGCAAUUUGAAAGAUGAUUUUUGCUUUUGAUGGACAGAUUUUGUAUAUGGAGUAAUUUGGCAGAUGACUUUUUGUCGUGAUGGAAAGACUUUGAUGGACAGAUUUAGUAUAUGGAGUAAUUUGGCAGAUGAUUUUUUGUCGUGAUGACUUUGAUGGACAGAUUUUGUAUAUGGAGCAUUGGCAGAUGAUUUUUUGUCGUGAUGGAAAGACUUUGAUGGACAGAUUUUGUAUAUGGAGCAUUGGCAGAUGAUUUGUUCUCGUGAUGGAGGACUUAGAUGGAUGGUUUUUGUUUACUUAAGACUAUUGACUUGUGGUUUAUGAUUAUGAUGGAUAUG
Rhododendron vialii is the source of this 2128-nucleotide messenger RNA. RefSeq lists its product as uncharacterized. The transcript is spliced from 9 exons. Lineage: Eukaryota; Viridiplantae; Streptophyta; Magnoliopsida; Ericales; Ericaceae. Bases 433 to 1371 code for a protein of 312 amino acids. The record is from RefSeq and is a predicted model, not a curated record.